AUGGAAGAACUCAAUUCUUUACCAGCGGUUGAUACGAUUCGUAUAUUGAUCACGACAGACAACCAUGUUGGAUAUAACGAAAAUGACACUAUUACAGGUGAUGAUUCUUGGCAAACAUUCCAUGAGAUAAUGUCAAUGGCCAAGGAUUAUAAUGUUGAUAUGGUAAUACAAGGCGGGGACUUGUUUCAUGUUAAUAAACCCUCUAAGAAAUCGAUGUAUCAAGUUAUUAAAUCGUUAAGGACCUACUGUAUGGGGGAUAAGCCAUGCGAGCUAGAGCUACUCAGCGACCCAGCAGAAUGCUUCAGAUUUAGUGAUUUCCCGAACGUGAACUAUGAGGAUCCAAACUUGAAUAUAUCGAUCCCAAUGUUUAGCAUUUCUGGAAAUCAUGAUGAUGCAUCAGGAGAUGGUUUGUUAAGUCCAAUGGACAUUCUACAGGUCAGUGGCCUCGUAAAUCACUUCGGUAAAGUGCCGGAAACAGACAAUAUUGAAAUAACUCCGUUAUUACUUAAGAAGGGAAAUACCCGAUUGGCGUUGUAUGGUCUCGCUAGUGUUAGGGAUGAAAGACUAUUUAGGACUUUUAAAGAGGGUAAAGUAAGAUUCAACGUACCAGAGUCACAGGACGAUGAUUGGUUCAAUUUAAUGUGCGUUCAUCAGAAUCAUACUGGUCAUACAAACACUGCAUUUUUACCAGAGACAUUUCUUCCUGACUUCCUCAAUCUUGUAAUCUGGGGUCAUGAGCAUGAAUGUAUACCACAUCUUGUUCACAAUCCAAUCAAGGGGUUCGACAUAUUACAAGCUGGCUCGAGUGUAGCUACAUCCUUGUGUGAUGCUGAAACUAAACCCAAACAUGUUUUUUUGUUAGAAAUAUCGAAAGGCUCGAAACCCUCACUAGUACCAAUUCCGUUGAAGACAGUUCGGCCAUUCAUUAUGAAAGAUAUAUCUUUGAGAGAUUUCCCCCAGUUAAAACCUCUUGAUAAAGAUUCAAUCAAUGAGUUUCUUUAUAGUAAGAUCGAGGAAAUGAUUAAAGAGGCAUUAGAAAAAGAUACAAAUAUAACUGCGUCUGAAGUGGACACGGAAGGUGUUUUACCUCUAGUGAGGCUUAGAGUUAAUUAUAGUGGUGACAUUGGCUCACAAGUCGAUUACCAGGUUGAAAAUCCCAGAAGAUUCAGCAACAGAUUUGUGGGAAGGGUCGCAAAUGCUAAUAAUGUCGUUCAAUUCUACAAAAAGAAAACCCCUUCGGCUUCCACCAGAAAGAAAAUAAAAUUCGACCCAUCUGACACAGCUCUGUUAAGCGAACAAGAAGAUGGUGAUCUACAGGUGCAAACAUUAGUUAAUGACUUUUUGAACAAGAUGAAACUCUCUCUUUUACCUGAACUUGGUUUGAAUGAAGCUAUCCGUCAAUUUGUCGAUAAGGAUGACAAAAACGCAUUGAAACUGUUCAUUGACACUGAGAUUUCUCACGAAGUGGAUAUCUUAGCACAAAACAAGGAUGUGGUGAACACAGAAGAUGUAACUAAUUUGAAACGACUCUUAAAGGAAGUAAAGAGCACAAAUAAUACAACUACCACAAAUUCGUAUACCUCCAGCAGAUCCAAAACAUCAAAAAUAUUGCCUUCACUAAGUAUAGUACAUUCCGAAGAUGACGAAAACUACAGCCACUCUGAUGACUCAAUGGCAACCAAUGAGACCAGAAAGAAAAAUAUGCGUUCCAGAAAAACUGCAGAUACAGCAAGCAAUAAUGGAUUGCCGGCACCCAGAAGAACAAGAAGUGUCAGAAAGCGAACUCAUGUAGAUUCGGAUAAUGAAAUUGAUUCCUCUCAGAGUGAAGUAGAUGAAGACAAAAGUGCUAAAAAUGUGGAAAGUAAUGGCAGUGAUGAUGUUGAAUUCCUAGAUGAACCUACUUCGCCAACAAUCCGGAAGAUAGCAAGUGACGAAAACGAGGAACUAGCAAAGAGUGCUACAAGAAAUAAAUCCACAACCAAAUCGAGGCAACAAGCUAAGGCAAAAAGUAACCAGAGGUCAAAAAGCACACGCACCCCUAAAACUGAUGCCCUUAGCGAAUUGUUGGCAAGAAGGUCCAAAUGA
Messenger RNA from Kluyveromyces lactis, 2085 nucleotides. It is a transcript of the gene MRE11, whose product is annotated as MRX complex nuclease subunit. Gene Ontology annotation, biological process: double-strand break repair via homologous recombination; mitotic intra-S DNA damage checkpoint signaling; double-strand break repair via nonhomologous end joining. Lineage: Eukaryota; Fungi; Ascomycota; Saccharomycetes; Saccharomycetales; Saccharomycetaceae. The coding region runs from base 1 to 2085 and encodes 694 amino acids. Gene Ontology annotation, molecular function: manganese ion binding; DNA endonuclease activity; 3'-5'-DNA exonuclease activity. Gene Ontology annotation, cellular component: Mre11 complex; nucleus. The record is from RefSeq and is a predicted model, not a curated record. The transcript has a single exon.